Molecule: messenger RNA, 8910 nt
Organism: Pecten maximus
Lineage: Eukaryota; Metazoa; Mollusca; Bivalvia; Pectinida; Pectinidae
Product: poly(U)-binding-splicing factor PUF60-like
Exons: 12
Coding region: 4245-5705 (486 amino acids)
Biological process (GO): alternative mRNA splicing, via spliceosome; mRNA splice site recognition; regulation of alternative mRNA splicing, via spliceosome
Cellular component (GO): catalytic step 2 spliceosome; precatalytic spliceosome
Molecular function (GO): RNA binding
Source: RefSeq, a predicted model, not a curated record
AAGAAAAUUAGUUCUUAGGACAAUUUUCUAGUUUAUGUUGAUGCAGGAUUUGCAUGUUCAGCAAUGGUGGUCAGAACCAUGGUAUUGUUUUGAUAUUAUUUUGUAAAUAACAUUUCAAUAGAUCUUGCUCCUGCAUAUCAAAUUGAAAGGACAAGCUACCAUUGGUAGUAUGACGUCAUUGAAUGAUCUAGUAGCCUUGACGACGUCAUGCAGUUUUAUAUACCUUUCAUACUUGAUCUUAUAUGCUAAUCUGUUCAACUUUUUUAGACAUAUUAAAAAAUAUCUUGAAUUGAAGAAGUAUUUUUAAAGGCAAAAUUGUUAAUAUCUAAGGUAUGAUGUAUCUAAAUUUGUCACUCUUGCAAUGUUCAAUUUUUUAUUUUUUUAUUUAUUUUUUUAAUUUUUUUUUCAAAUUCAAAUCAGGAAUUUUCUGGCUUUUGUACAAAGUUCUUGUACACCAGACUACUGUAUGCUGUGUAAACUAAUCGUAAAUGUAUGUUUUUACAUUGCUUGGUAAUCAUCAGAUGCUGAUUGUUUCUGGAUGGUGAUUGGAAGAUUGAACAUUAUGGUGGGUCCAUCAUUUCUGAAAAAUUUGUUAAGGUAGUGAUUUGUUUGAAGAUGGAACUUCUGAUGGUUUCCCAGAUUUAAAAAAAAAAAAACCCAGAAAAUUGCAGAAGUUCAAGACCUGGGUUAAAGAUAUCAGUAGUAGAAUAAAAAAAAUGUAAAUAAAAGAUAUGGCAUGUUUUGCUAUCUAAUUAAAUUUUGAUAUAUUUUUUUUUGAAAACUAUGUUUAUCAUAAUUUGGUAUUGAUUUCCUGUCAUUCAUUGAAUGGGAUUUAAUUUCUAAAGUUUACAACUGUUAUUUUUGUUUAUCAUUUGACACAUCAUGACAUUCAAGAAAGUGAGGUAUGUAGUGUUUAAAACACAAGCCAGUUAUUAAAUUAAAUUAUUGAUUUUAAAUGUAUAUAUAUAACGGUAUGUCAGAUUUUAUUUUUGGUGAUAUAUCCUUUACAUUUUUGUUAAGGUUUGCUCUCUUUUUUUGUGAUAUUUGGUAUGGUUAUGGACCUACGGCAUUGGCACUAACACUAGAAUUGGAAUGAAUGGAUUUGUUAUAAUUACAGAGUGAAAUCAGGAUUAUGGAAUAGUUUUUGUUUAAAUGGUACAUCCGACAAAUAUUGAUAAAAUAGUGGGAAAGACAUGAAUUGUUUGAUGGUGAAUAUCAAAUUAGUAGUCUGUAGAUUUAUAUUUAGAAUAAUUGUAUAAACACUGUAACAAAGUUUAAAAAAUUGUUAUUUUUUUGACAAGAACUGUACCUUUAUCCUUGCGAAUGAAAGUUGUAUGUGAGUUGUCCUGGACCAGAAUUGCAUUAUUAUUGUCAUUUCCUGGUAAUUUUUCUGAAGGCAUGUCAGAUUAUUGUUCUUUACACUUGAGGAGAAUAUGUGAUAAUCUUGUGUUAUGUUCAAUUUUGUACAUUUUAUAAAUAUUGGAAAGCUAUGAAAAUAAAAUAUGAUGCAGCACAUACUUAUUAUUUUCUCUGCCUCUUUUGUAUCUUUUCAGCAGUGUUGGAAAUAAAUCAUUAGUUUAUCAGUACUCAAGACCACACCUCAUUGACAGGGUUUUCAACCCAGCAGCUCCUGUUGAUGUUGCAUGGAAGUUUACCAGAAAAAAUCUCAUUAUUGGGAUUUUAAAAUUAGAUCAUGAUAUAUUCACAUGCAUCGUAUAUCAGAAUCGCGUUUGAUAUAAUGUCAUAGAUAUUGGAUGAUAAGGCAUAAUUAGUUUUCCCUGUUCACUUUCAGUGUUUAGAUUUAAAAAAAAAACAUUAUCAAGGUUAUUUGUAAUCAAUCAGAAAAUUGUGUAGAGUGUAAUUGAGUUCUUUUCUGUUACGGUCAAUGAAAGGAAUUGAAAAUACAUUUGUCCACCAUGUAGGAUCUCUCUGUGUAUUUGAUAUAAAUUUAUAAAUGAAAAGUUUUAAACCCCGAUUGUAAAUUUUGCCUUCAUAUUAGAGCAUACGGUUCAGAAGUGUACUAUCGUAAGAUUUUUGUGGUGUUGUUUAUGUACAAACUACAAAACCCGAGAAUGACAGAAGGUGUUUUUCCUCUCUAUGUAUUUUCAGUCAUCAACAAACCACAAAGCAAGCGACUGUCUACUAAAGGCCCAUAAUACAGAGCUGGUGCAGAGUCAUCCUCCACACUUUUCAUGCUCCGAGAUCGAAAUCUUCCAAAUCAAAUUCAUCUUCAUAUCAUUUGCAUUUUUUUUCUUUUAAAUAAGUUAUUUGGACAUUCAAACAUUCAAAAACUGAAAAUUUAAGUUUUCCUACAAAUUUCAAAAUGAAAGUUUGCUUGAAAAGAAAGUUUUGAUAAACAACAUAUGCAUUACUUGUUACUUUCUGUGCAUGCCUUUUUUUUUUUUACCAAAUCCUGUCUAUCAUUGUGAUUUUUUUUAAAACCUUUUCAAAAUCUAGUCAACAGAACUGAAUUGUGAAGAAUAUUCUUCAUUGUGAAAACGAAACAUUCAUUCUCUAAAUAUUUUGUUUACAAUCUUUACCAAUAACCAAUAGUGAUUAUUAAACCCUAUCUUGCCACUUUUUCCUGUCCUCCUUCAUACUGCUACGGUAUAUUGGUAUUACAAAAAAUGGUCUGAUUUCCAUUCCAGGAAGACUGGCAGACAGAAGUUCGGAAGACACUUAUGAUUGGUUGAUCAAAUCCCAUGUGACUGAUCAAAUGACUAAAUCAGCAUAAAUUUUUAAACUAAGAUGCAUGCUAAUUUUUGUGAACAUGGUUAGAAAUUUUAUCGAAUGUGAUUUCUGAAACAUGGUGGCACAAGAUACAUUAUUAAAUUGGACAAGUCAUAUAACCAUCAGAAACGAAACUUAAGCCACUUCCUAAUAAUAUUGGAACUAUACUUUAAUGCAUAAAUUUUGCAACCAUUGUUUUAGAAAUCACACUUAUGGAUAGGAUCGUAAUAUGUUAGAGGAAGUAUUAAUGAUGAUGGAUUUAUUGUCAACUUAUUUCUUUCCUCCUCCUGAAAGUCAUUUGUUUGAACCUAGAGUUUUUAGAGACAAGUUUGUGCUUUGCUUGGUUACAUUUAUCAUAGAGCUGACAGGAGAGCUACCAGAAGGCAUAUUAGUGAUAAAUGUCUGGGGAUUUUUUUUCCGAAAAAUAGGUCACCUUUGAUAUUCCAUGAAAUCUGAGUUUGUGUGUAAAACCAUUGUUUGACCUCGGUGUGUUUGGCAUUGGUAUGCUGUAUUGUAGCCUGAAUUCUUUGAAAUCAUCAUCUUUAGAUUUAUGAUAAAAAAAUGUUUAUGAAUCAGUGAAAGAAGAAAAGCAAACACAUUCCUUAUAAAGCUAUUGAUACGUAUUGAAAAGGUCUUCCUGAAAUACAAUCUUUAAAAAUCAAAACAUCUCAAAUAGUCAGAAACAAACCAAAAUUUGUGUAAAUUUUCUUCAUUGAUUGAUUUGAAUUUUGAAAAAUCUGUUAGUUGGUCUUGGAUAUAAACUUGAAGCACCAUGUAGAAGAGAUGGUUGGAGGAAUAGGAUGUGGUGUGAGAGAUGAUGUUAAAUUAAACAUUUACUUUCCAGGUUAUUUUCCUAGUAAACUUACUAAUGCUGAUUGUCUUGUUUUCUCAAGGUACAUCAUGGGUGGAACAUUUUUAGUUUUAAUACUGAAUUUACUAUUUUGGAAAAUAUUUUCCUCCUCUUAUGUAAGUUAAUUAUUGAUAAAGCCAGCUGUCAAGUAUUUCAAGAAUCAGACACUUAGCCCGUGCAUUAUGAUCUAAAUGAUUAAAUGCUAUAGUAUUUUGAGUAAAUUUGUACUGUGAGAAAAUAAGUAUCCUUGCUUUGGUAAGUUUACAAUCAUUUGCUGAGAAGAAACCCGAUCCAGUCGUCAAAAAUAACAAAUUAAUUACAACUGUUUCAUGAUGUUACAGUCUUGUCACUCAUCCAUGGUUUUCUUUCUGUUUCUUUCUGUGUUUUUCAUGUAAAAAGUAUGAAGCCAAAAAUUGUGGUACCCUAGCUUAUGUACAUGCGCCGACCGAAUGUCUGAUAUAAGUCGAGGGCUUGUGGCCAUGAGCUCCUGCUCUCAGUCAAACAUGGGGAUGCUAGCGAAUCUUAUGGGGAUGUGCUGCCCCAGGCAGACCAGAUCGGACCCAUCGUGGAGGGGCCGGGUGCAAAGAGGGACCAGAAACCAUUCACAUUACCCAAGCUAUCAUCCUCCCAGAAUGAACUGAUACAACGAGCAAAGAAGUAUGCGAUGGAACAGAGUAUAAAAAGCGUCCUGGUGAAGCAGACAAUAGCCCAUCAGCAGCAGCAAAUGCAGAAUUUCCAGAACACGGUCCAGCGGCAGCAGGCCUUGGCGUUGAUGUGCAGAAUCUAUGUUGGCAGUAUUAACUUUGAGAUCAAAGAGGACACCAUAAAGCAGGCAUUCCUCCCAUUUGGCCCCAUCAAGAGCGUCAACCUCUCCUGGGAUCCGGUCACCAACAAACACAAGGGCUUUGCCUUCAUUGAGUAUGAGAUUCCAGAGGCAGCGCAGCUGGCACUGGAACAGAUGAAUGGGGUCAUGAUAGGAGGGAGGAAUAUCAAGGUAGUUGGACGUCCCAGUAAUAUGCCACAAGCUCAACCUAUUAUUGAGCAGCUGGCCGAGGAGGCGAAAAAUUAUAACCGUAUUUACAUAGCAUCCAUCCAUACCGACCUCACAGAGACUGAUAUCAAAAGUGUGUUUGAAGCGUUUGGCAAAAUUGUGACGUGUAAAAUCAUCUCAGACAAUCCUAAAGGAGGAAAACACAAGGGCUAUGGAUUUAUAGAAUAUGAAACAUCUCAGGCAGCCUUGGAUGGAGUCACCUCUAUGAACUUGUUUGACCUUGGAGGUCAAUAUCUCCGUGUAGGGAAGGCUAUCACCCCUCCGGACGCCCUUCAGCCGGCCUCAGGACCAGGCAGUCUUCCUACAGCCGCUGCUGUGGCUGCUGCUGCUGUGACAGCCAAAAUUACAGCUAUGGAUGCUCAACAACAAAUUAGCCAAGUUCUUGCACCUCCUGGAGUGGCAACACCAACUGGCCUUGGUACAAAGACACCAGAGAGGGUAGUGCCAGAACCUGGUGUUGUUGACCCAAGCAGUCUCGGGUCUGGACUGCCAAUGGGAGUAGCUCCUCCUGCAAUUCCACCUCCUGGCAUCGUCAAUCCAGUACCUGGAGGUGGUAAUAUCCAAAUACCACAGAUGUCUGGCCCACCAUUACAGAUCCCACUGCCUCCUGGAGCUCUCAGUCAGUUCCCUGCCCAGGCAGCCAAGGAGGAGGAGAAAAAGAAAAAGCCAUCAGAGGAAGAUGUGGCUCAGACUCUCGACCAACAGGAAAACAUGAAGAUCAGUGGCAGCAAUGCCAGACAUAUGGUCAUGCAGAAACUGAUGCGGAAAUCAGAUUAUCGAGUUAUGGCUUUGCGCAACAUGGUUGGACCAGAAGAUUUGGAUGACGAACUGGAAAAUGAAGUUACGGACGAGUGUGGGAAAUAUGGUGUUGUGAAUCGUGUCAUUAUUUAUCAAGAAAAACAGAGUGAAGCAGAGGAUGCUGAAAUAAUUGUUAAGAUAUUUGUGGAAUUUUCAAAUCAAAGUGAAGUGGAAAAGGCGUGUCAAGCAUUAAAUGGACGAUUUUUUGGUGGAAGAAUAGUAAUAGCAGAGAAAUACGAUCCAGACAUGUUUAAUGCAAAUGAUCUCUCGGGAUGAGCGCAUAAUAUUGUUUUUAUAAGAAACUCUUUUUAUAAGAAUCAAGUAAAAGCCAGUCUGCCAUGAUUUGUGAAAAUCUGUGACAGCGAGACGGAAAAGGUUUACAAGUCCAAAGGAUGAGAAGUGAGAACUUGUGUGAAGCUGUGUACCUCCAAUAUGUAUACAGCCCUAUCUCACACAGGUCCACAGAUUCCAGGUGUGGUGAUGCUGCCAAGUUGUACAAGCAAACAUGUCGGUGUCAUCUGUAAACAACAUGGAUUCCUGACCGUUACAUUGCAGAAGUACAAAUAAAACCGACAUACAAGCAUGUUACCUGUAGACUUGUCUUCUACACAUGUCGACUCCAUCCAGUCGGUUUAACAUCACCUUCAGGGUAGCAGGUAGAUUUGAUGUGUGAGAAUUUGCCUUACUUAACAUGGCACUUAGUGGUAGUGACAGGCUGUGUUUAGGGUGAAUCAAGGAAGAUGGUUCUAGAUUGUGAUAAGCAACUCGAACUGCUUCAAGUGCUUGGAGGGACAAUGAUGUGUGUCUCUACCGAAGUCAUUCAGAUAACCACAGUGGCUAUUGUAAUGACUGGUGGAACUCCGGUGUGUUGAUGUGAUUUCUAAAUGGACUUAAAUGAAAUACAUCUACUGUACAUCAUUUAGAUUUCCGAAGAUAAAUCUUUGUGUAUGAAUUAUUAAAAAUCAGUCGUGAAUUGAAAUACAGUACAAGGAUGUAAUUAGUUUUCCAUAAAAGCUUAAAAGUUGCCUUUUUAUUAAGAACUUUGACUUAUUUAUAGAGUAACACUUGUCAACAGACUGCUUUUGUGGUAAUCAAUUGCAACCACCGCAUGAAAACAUUUUAUAAAGUUACACAUUUUCACAAAUUCACAUUUUAAGAGCUUUGUAAUAAGGGGGUUUGAAAAGUGAUAUGAAAAUUAAGUGAUUCACAUAAUAUUAAAAAAAUGUUUGUUUCAUUGAAUUUGAUGAAUCAUUCAUUUAUAUAUUUGUUUCAUAUACUUGAAUUCACGUUUGAUUCUUAAAAUGAAUAUAUACAGUACACAUUUGAUUCAUCACUAGAAAUAUAAUUUAAUUUACAGUAUUUGUAAGUAUACGUGAUCUAGGUUGAAAUCUAGAAGUGAGAAUAGUGUGAUGUGUGUCGUUUGUUCAAGAAAGAGAGUGUGCAUGAUGAAGCAAGAAGGGAGACAACUUUUCUCUAACAAAUCAUUUUAUGUCUUGCUGGAAUAAAAUCUUUUUUAUCUGAAUGCUGUAGACCUACAAAUUGCUACAAUCAAACACCAAAAUGAAUCUCAGAAAUUGAGUCUUGAGGGAGUUUUUCUCAAUGUUUAAAGACUGAUGCUUCUUUUCUUAUUAGAUUAAUUACCCCAUGAUAGGGCUUUUUAAAAAUCAAACUGGUAUAUUAUAUAUACAUGUAUUUUAAAUAAUUUUUUAGAUGAUGAUUCCUAAGACUUCAUCAUUUCUGGCAUAGGAUUUUGAAAUCUGAGUCCAACUGCCUUAUUAUCAUUUUAAUACCAGUAAAUAACAAUAAAAUAUGCUUAUUAAAGAACAAUGCAGUUGGUAGAUUAAUUUCAUAGGUAUUUUUAUCCACAAAAACAAAAACAAAAAACAAACAAAUAAGUUGGUCUGAAAAGGUACUUUUCAAAGAAGAUAAUUACUUCCCAAGAUAAUCACUUUACUCAUUUCACGUAUCAUGAUCAUGUGUGUGUGGAUGAGGCAUAAAUGUGUAUAGAUGUUAUGGUGCAAGACAAUUCUUGGACCAGUACAAAUGGCCACUAAGCCAUAUUUCAUUGAGACAUUUCUUAAUAUUUUGUAUAACACAAUCAGUGACAUUGAUCUGAAGUCUAGUAUUUUCCUCUUGUAUAACUUCAGACUUGAUACGUAAAAUAGUACCUAAAUUGUAUUUAGGUCAUACUGUUGGUCAACGUUUGGCCCCGGUACAAGUUUAUGUUUAUACAUUUUACACAUCGUAAGAUAAUUCCAGUCCAAUGUACAUGCUCUUUUACAAAUACAAAAUAAUUCAAAUCCAUUCAAAUUGAGUUACCAGUAAUGGCGAUCACUUUGGUCAUUGUGUAUUAAUUAAAGUAUUUAGGAUGUCUUGCAUUGUUAUGUAGACAUCCAUUACCAGCAAGAUAUAAGUCUCUUAAAUAUACUCUUUUUUUUUAAUAUUUCAAACUACAUUGCAUUUGUGAAGUAUAUGAUUGAAAUUUUUUAAAAGAAUGAAGAGUUACAUGCACGAUAGAUUUGGGUUAGUUUGAAUCUGUAAGUGUUUAAAAAAUGAAAACAAUUUAAUUUAACAAAACCUAAAAGUUUCUAGCUGGUGAUACUUCAGACUUCUUUAAAUUUAUCUGAUAUUUGAUUCCGUAUAUGACUUUUCAAGGCAUACCAAUGAUGACAGCUAAGUCCAUUUGUUUUCUGUGUCUGUCUUUUAAGUCAUCGUGAAAAGUGUUGUAUAGAUAUGUUUGCAUCAUAUUGUGCUUGUGCCAAUUUCGAAUUGGGAAUUACACAGUGCUUCAAAUGAUAGCUGCAUGGCAACAAUUCUUUUUAGUUUCAAAUCUUUCCUAUUGAUAAUUACAUGUGUUCUCACAUUGAUCGGGUUAAAAAUAUAGCUGUAUCAUAGCUGUACUAAUAUGAGUAUUUCAAAAACUAAAAACUAACGUUAUUUUUUUGAAGUCACAAUAUAUCUAUAAAAAGGAAUAAAGUGCCAUUUGUUUGUGGCUCACAACUGGUAGAUAAAAAAUAUCAGCUGGAACACACACAAAAAACGAGAUAAUUCACCUUUUUGAACCAGUUCUUUACAGCAAGUCGUUCAUCAUUGCAACAGAUCCAUUAUCAUAAUCCUGUUAUUUAAAUGUUUCAAAUUCUGUUAGAAAAUGAUGUUUUAGAAAAACUUGUACAUCAUCUUUUCUUUUCUUUUUUUUUAGUUUACCCAAGUAUUGACUUCCUCAGUUACUAAAUAUCAGACAGUUGUAGAAAAACUUGUACAUCAUCUUUUCUUUUCUUUUUUUUUAGUUUACCCAAGUAUUGACUUCCUCAGUUACUAAAUAUCAGACAGUUGAAACUAAGGCAAAUUUAUUUGAUACCAGCAAAUUUCUUAUAUAAUGUCUUUGUCAUUAAAACUGAUAUUGUCUGUUAUAUAUAUAUAUGCAUUUUUCUGCAAGGAUAAAUGUAAGAAAUUGUUACUUAAUAAAAAAGAUAAGAUUGUU